GCGGACAAGUCCAACAGCACUCCAAUAGUCUGUCAACGGGCAUUCGCUGUGGGGGUCGACGACGGAGCUAUACAUACAUUUUUUGUGAAGAGUUGUUUUUUUCGCACAGUGCAAAAUUGCGUCUUACGUUGUUUACAAGGAGAAAAACUGCCUGAGAAUUUUCCUCACAAUCUCCUGGGAUACGCACGAAAAGCUAGGCAGGAAUUGCAACUGGUGUUAAAGUGCAGGAAGUGCAGAAAGUUUGUGCGAAGAUUUUUUGGAGGCUCGUUCUGAGUGCAAAAAAAACUGUGGUCAAGGAUUAUCUCUGAAAAGUUCAAAAGUUCACAAUAAACAAACAAACAAGAAUCGUGUGGGAAUGCGUCAGUAGCCCCCAGCAGCUGUGAGGGCCACAACUUCCGGGACUUAUGAGAGAUUUUUGCAAAAGGUGCUGAAGACAAGUGCAAGAAAAGAAGAGACAAUGCUGUCAAAGCAAGUGAUGAUACAUAUCGGGGCCGGGUGCUUGUCCACGGGCUUCAUGUCAUGGCUCCAAUUUCGCCCCCUUGGGAUACUCUUUAUCGUCAUAUUCGGUAUUUGGUUGUACAAAUGGCGCUGUCCAGGUGUCCGUCUAGUCUCUUCCACACCAAUAAUGGAUAAAUUGGAUAGUAGCUACAAGAAUUUCGUGAAAUUACGACAGGAGAAACCCGGGAUUUUCUGCACAAUUGUUAGCUUCUUCUUGGUGCUUCUUGCCCUCCUGGGGCAUAUUGUCUCAGGCACAUGGAUUGUGUUAAUUGGUCUGAUGAUGGCUGCACUCAUUUCGACGCGCCACAAACUCGACAUCAUCCAUGAGAGGGCAAAAGGUGAAGAAACAACAUGGUCAUCCCAGACAACGGAUCACGAUGUGGACGACUUCCUGCCAGAGGUGAAUGAGGGUAAUCUGUUUGUGCUGCAGAAAGCGGGUGAAGAGGCUGUGAUAACCACCCCCGUGGGUACAACGGAAUCCCACACAAGUAGUCACAGUGAGGAUCCCGAUUCCCUUCCGGUGGAUCUCCUUCUGCCCGAAGGAAGCUUCCCGGAUGUGGGGGCGGUGAAUGAGGAUGAGGAAUCGGAUCUCAAUGAUGAUGAACUUGAGCGCGAUGUGGCUGUGCCGAGUGGGGGGGAGUUUACCUUCAAAACGGGUCACUUCAAUAGGGACACAUCGUCCUCCUCGGAUGACGACAGCAUGGCCAGGGGGUUGAGUUUCCACGACUACAGUCUCGUGGAUGCAGCCGUGACGGAAGAAGUGGCAGCACCCAAGUACCCCAAUAGAAGCACAGAAAGUAAAAGCAAUUUGCCAUUUGGGAUUAAUGAAGCGUGGAAUGUUGUUGGGAAUCUCCUGAAGACAUCCACGGCGAAUCCCACCACCACCGCAAAUCCAUCCACCAGCACAGUAGAUCAUCAAAAUACACGGAAAUCUUCCCACACGAAAAGUACCCAAAGAUCCCCAGAUUCCUCGGAUGAGAGUGAAUUUGAGACUUUUACACCCGAUGAACUUAAUUCAGCUUCUUAGUCGGCAAAUUAAGGAUUUUAUUUUCAUGCAAAAGGAAAACCUUUUGCUGGAAAAAAAAGAACUCAAAAGGAAAAAAAAAUUCAAACUCUUUUAUCCACGAAGCCCUUUUGCGUGUCCUCCCGUCACCACCCCCCUUGAAAUUACCACGAAAGAAGUUUAAAAAAAAAGUGAAAUCAAAGUAUAUAUUAUAAUAUAAUGUAGAGCAAUUUAUUUUCUUUAUUUUAUUUGUUUUUUUUUGUUGGUUCUCAGAAGAGCUUUAAUAAUUUUAUUUUGUAAUUUGAUGAAUGUGAAGAAAUCUUCCGUGAAAAAUUCUCUAUUUUUCCUUCAUUUUUUUUUUGGGUUCUCACAUCUUAAAAUGAAAAACUCCCUCACCUUUUACCAAAAUCCUAAAAAAAAGAAACUUUUAUGAAGUGACAGAGGGCGAGUUUAAUAAAAAAAAUAAUAUAUAAAAAAUCUUCUAGUUUGGUAUAAAAAUCGUCUUUUUUGUAGAAACUGUAAAAUAUUUAUUCUGUGUACAAGAAAAGAAUAAAAAAAAAUAUCAGAAAGAACAAA
Molecule: messenger RNA, 2077 nt
Organism: Lutzomyia longipalpis
Lineage: Eukaryota; Metazoa; Arthropoda; Insecta; Diptera; Psychodidae
Exons: 3
Coding region: 458-1525 (355 amino acids)
Source: RefSeq, a predicted model, not a curated record